Molecule: messenger RNA, 3461 nt
Organism: Pezoporus flaviventris
Lineage: Eukaryota; Metazoa; Chordata; Aves; Psittaciformes; Psittacidae
Gene: BHLHE41
Product: basic helix-loop-helix family member e41
Exons: 5
Coding region: 314-1690 (458 amino acids)
Biological process (GO): anterior/posterior pattern specification; circadian regulation of gene expression; regulation of transcription by RNA polymerase II
Cellular component (GO): nucleus
Molecular function (GO): protein dimerization activity; DNA-binding transcription factor activity, RNA polymerase II-specific; RNA polymerase II cis-regulatory region sequence-specific DNA binding
Source: RefSeq, a predicted model, not a curated record
GCACGUGAGCCGUGUGCGGGGCUGGCUGUCGGCGCGCGUGCCCCGCGGCAGCGGGUGCAACCUCGCGUGUGCUGCGGGCGGGUGCGCGGGGAGCGGGAGCGAGGCGGGCAGGGGGAGCGGCAGCGGCGGAGGCAGAGGAGGGGAAGGGGGGGGAGGAACGGGGACGAGCCGCCGCACACUUUCGCCACUGCACGGGAGAAGGGGGGAACGGAGGCUGCAUGUGCGCAGCGUCGCUCGCGGAUCUCCACGGACUCAUCUCAGCAUCCCGCCGGCUCCAUCAAAAGCAGCGACGAAACGUCAGCCGCUGCCAGACAUGGAUGAAGGAAUCUCCCGCUUGCCGGAGAGGCAGUUACUGGAGCACAGGGAUUUUAUAGGGCUGGACUACCCUUCCCUGUAUAUGUGCAAACCCAAAAGAGGCGUGAAGAGGGAUGAGAGCAAGGAAACAUACAAACUGCCACACAGACUGAUAGAAAAGAAGCGGCGAGACAGGAUUAACGAAUGCAUUGCCCAGCUGAAGGAUUUACUGCCCGAGCAUCUGAAAUUGACGACGCUGGGACAUCUGGAGAAAGCUGUGGUGCUGGAAUUGACUUUGAAACACUUGAAAGCGUUAACAGCCUUAACGGAACAGCAGCACCAGAAGAUCAUUGCUUUGCAGAAUGGGGAGCGGUCCAUGAAGUCCCCCGUGCAGGCCGACCUGGACGCCUUCCACUCGGGCUUUCAGACGUGCGCCAAGGAAGUGCUGCAGUACCUCUCCCGCUUCGAGAGCUGGACCCCUCGUGAGCAGCGAUGCGCCCAACUCCUUGGCCACCUGCACUCCAUUUCGUCGCAGUUCCUCCCCGGCCCCCAGCUCCUUUCCCCGCCGCCAGGCCCCCUCUGCAAGGGAUCCUCCUCCUCUUCCUCCACGCCCGCCCCCCCCUGCGCGCCGGGCCACAAGCCGGAGGGCCAGGCUAACUGCGUGCCCGUCAUCCAGCGGACUCACGCCGCCGAGCUCAGCGGUGAGACCGACACGGACACGGACAGCGGCUACGGCGGGGAGGGCGAGGCGCGCGCCGAGCGCGGCCCUGCGGCUGCCGGGGGCGCGCUGCCCGCCCUGGCCAUCAAGCAGGAGCCGUCGGGGGAGGAGGCUCCCCCUGCGCCCAAGCGGCUGAAGCUGGACCGCGGCGGCAGCCCCAUGCCCACCCCGCCGGGGCUGGCGGCGCGGGGAGCCGAGGCGGCUGCGGCGGCAGCGGCGGCGGCAGCGCUGGUGAGACCCGACGCCGCACUGCUGGGCUCGCUGAUGGCCCUGGGGGCGGGCGGCGGCGGGGUCCCCUUCGGACAGCCGGCAGCGGCCCCUUUCUGCUUGCCCUUCUACUUCAUCUCCCCCUCUGCCGCCGCAGCCUACAUGCAGCCCUUCCUGGAUAAAGGCAGCCUGGAGAAGUAUCUCUACCCCGCAGCCCCCAUCCCGCUCCUCUACCCGGGCAUCCCGGCCCAGGCCGCGGCCGCCGCGGCUGCUGCCGCCGCCUCCUCCUUCCCCUGCCUCUCCUCCGUGCUCGGCCCCUCCGAGAAAGUGGCCGCCGCCGCCGGGCUGCCCCCGGCUCCCCACCUCCCGCACCCCUUCGCUGCCGCCGCCGCCGCCGGGAUGGCCGCCGCCGAGCCCGGCGAGGACGCCGAUACCGCCACUGCUGAGGAGCCCGGUGCCGAGGGCCCCUGAGACGCCGCCGGCCGGGAGCUCCCAGGCGCCGGCUCCUCGCCGCCGCUGCCCUCCUCUCGGACUGGCCGUCCCGCCGCGGGGCGGGGAGGGUCCGUCGGGCCGGCACCUGCGCCCCCGGUUUCCUAUGGAGGGCAGGGCGGCAUCUGUAAGGGGUAGCCGGGGACCGGCCGAGCCGAGCCGGGAGCUGGCGGUUGCGGGAUGGCGGCGUCCGGCCCGGGGAGCGACCGCCUCGAGGGGAGCCUCGGUGUCCGCAGAGCACCGUCAAGGAGAAAAUUUGCUACUCAGUAUUUUUUUAAUGUUUGGCUUUAUACAUGCAUAAAUAAGGAAAAACAAGAAAAAAGAAAAAGGAAGAAGAAAUAGUAAGGAUAGUUUUUUUUUUCUCUCUCUCUUUCUAAGGUAACUUAAAUGUUGCACCUUAUUUGCAAUGGGUUCAUAAGAACUUGCACUUGCGGCCAGGGAGCCCCGGGUGGGCUCGGGGUGCGGGCGGGGCAAAGCGAGGCGAUGGAAAGAAGGAAGGAGGGCAGGCCCCCGCACCCGCGCUAGCACUUUACUGAGAGCAGGAGCGCAGAGAGACGGCAGCACCCCGAGCCCGAACCUGCAGUGCCUUGAGCACCCGGGGCUGCCGCUGGCUCCGGCGAGUUUUGGGUGUGCAAGGGAAGGAGGGGCAGACCCAUUAUGUAACCUUGUGUUUAUUUUAUAAUUAUUAUUUCUUUUCGGCUAAGGUAUACAGGUGUGGCAAGUGCAUUUGUACUCACCCUCUCUUUAUUUAAUUCAGUAUGUCCCCGAGAGAUUUCCCCCCGAACCUUGCUGUAUGAAAUGAAUGUUUCUGCACUGAGCUACAAAAAAUAUCCCCCCUCCUCUUUCUCCCCUUCAAGAAAACACAGAGCAACUCGUCAGCCUGAACUACUCCUCACUCACUUUAUCCUAAAUCCGAGGGACACAAAGCGGAGGCCGUAGGUAACACACCUCACUGUGCAAUCAGAAACGAUUAGACCAGUUGGGUAAGUUUCCCAAGUGGGUUCUCCCCUUCAUCCUGAGCUCAAAUGCCGCCGUUUCCCUUCCCGGAGACAAACCAGACUGCCAGAUAAUCACACGGAUAAAGCUUUUAGAAUAAGGCUUAAACCAAGACCUUGCCUAGAUAUUUUUAGUUUGUUGCCAAGGUAGCACUGUGAGAAAUCUCACUUGAAUGUUACGUAAGAGGUGAGACAUGACAGCCUGGCGAGGCGUGAGCACGCGUCCAUCCGUCCGUCCGUGCGGGCUCUGUCCGUCUGUUUGGUGCAUCCACUGCUGCUGUUGCUACUGUUUUGCCUCAAACGCUGUGUUUAAACAACGUAGUAAAAAAAAAAAAAAAAAAAAAAAAAAGGAAAAAAAUACCCUCUUACUGGCCUACAGAGUGGCUGUGUGUAAAUAAGUUGUUAAUACAUUCAAUUAAUGAUGUCUGACAUGCUAUUUUUGUAGGGAGAAAAUAUGUGUUAAUGAUAUUUUGAGUUAAAAACUUUUCUGGGGAGGGUUUGCUGAAAAAGUUGCACUUUUGUUACAAUGCUUAUGCUUGAUACAAGCUUAUGCUGUCUUAAAUUAUUAAAAAAAAAAUAAAUCCUGUCUGCAAGAAACCAGCUGGUUUAGAACAGUUUAGUAUGUGAUAUAUUAGAAAUCAAUCUUUAUAUUCAGUAUUUUCCAGCACUCCAUGAAUUCUAUUAUCUAAAUAUUUCCACACUAUUUUGUGAUUAAAAAAAAAAUUCUUACUAAGGAAUAAAAACUUUAAUACACAAAA